Molecule: messenger RNA, 2921 nt
Organism: Gadus morhua (Atlantic cod)
Lineage: Eukaryota; Metazoa; Chordata; Actinopteri; Gadiformes; Gadidae
Gene: ints10
Product: integrator complex subunit 10
Exons: 18
Coding region: 202-2418 (738 amino acids)
Biological process (GO): snRNA processing
Cellular component (GO): integrator complex
Source: RefSeq, a predicted model, not a curated record
UGCACGAUGACGUCAUCAAGACGUCUGAAUGGAAACCGGACAAUACUUUUGUUAUACGAUUACACAUUUUUUAGAUGAAUGCAUGAUUACAAGUCCCACACGAGCACGAAAGUGUAACACGAGGAAGCCCUUAAACACACAUACAUGUACGUCACGUUUGCUAUUGACCUUCCUCACUGGGACUAAAGUAUCUUAAGUGGGAUGUCGGCUCAGAAGGACUGCGAGUUCCUUGUGAAGAGGGCUCGGGAGCUGGUCUCGGAUGACCCGUGUGCAGCCAAGGCAUGGCUGAUCACCGCCCGGACCCUGUACCCCGCAGACUUCAACAUACAGUACGAGAUGUAUACGAUAGAGAGGAAUGCGGAGAGGACCGCUUCGGCCGGCAGAUUACUGUAUGACAUGUUUAUAAACUUCCCUGACCAGCCCGUAGUUUGGCGUGAAAUUAGUGUCAUCACAGCUGCCCUGCGCAGUGACUGUCAGGACAAACAUGCGCUGUUCCUCCGAGGACUGUUUGAGACCCUGCCUGGUCGCGUGCAGUGUGAGAUGCUACUCAAGGCUACAGAGCAGUGCUUCAACACUUUGGAGAAGGCAGAGAUGCUGCUCCUUCUCCUCAAGCGCUUCCCGGAAUCAGUGGUCCAACACGGAGUGAACCUCGGAGAGACACUGCUGGAGGCAGAGGUGUCAGAAAGCAUCGACAACCCCGUCAACUGCUUCAGAAAACUCUUUGUGUGUGAGGUCCUUCCACUGAUCAUAAACAACGUGGACAUGCGCUUGCCUGCGAGCCUGCUGCAGAAGUACAUCCUGAAAGCGGCGGAGUUCUCCAUCAGCUACGUUGCCCGCAGCCCUUCAGCGGACGGACAGAUGCAGGGCGCCCCCGAGGUGGGCUCGCUGAAGUCCCCGAGCGGCUCCCGCGGGCCCCAGCGCUACGUGAUCGAGGGCCUGUCGGAGAAGUCCUCCAUGGUGACGGAGCCGUGGGAGCGGCUGUUGGACAUCCUGGCCGUGGUCGGGGCGCGCUGCGAGUGGCAGGGGGACAAGGGACAGAGGAGCUACGUGGAGCUGCUGCAGAGGGUGAAGGAGCUGUGCCGCUACCUGCCCAGCCUGGAUGGCGAGAUGCGGGCGCGCUACUGCAGCCAGAUGGUCAUAUGCUCGGUGCUGGUUCUGUUCCGCAGCGCCUUCCUGUACGCCGCCGUCGUGCAGCCCGCCCUCUUCCAGGGUCUGAACGCGCUGAGCUCUGGGCCCUGGAUCCUGCUGGAGGACCUGAGCCUGGUGUACAGCGACCUGGAGGCGGAGCGGGCGCCCGGCAAACACGGACACAAGAAGCGCAAGAUGGCGGACGGGCGGGAGAAGACCACGAGCUCUGAUGAUGAGGAGGGUCUUGGAAAGGGGCGUGGCCGACACAUUCUGGUAAACAGGACGGAGAUGCCCGGCUGGUCGGAGACACUGGAGAGCUUCCGCAUGGCGAGGGAGAGCUGGGAGCUUCUGCACUCCCACGAGAUCCUGGAGACCGAGUUCAAGAAGAUCUGUGCUUCGUGGAAGACGGACAACUGGCUGUGGUUCCGAAUCUUCCUCACGGACAUGACCAUAUACCAGGGUCAGUACCGGAAGGCGCUGUCGAGCCUGCACCAGAUGGCCGCCGUGCAGCAGCCUCAGCCGGGCCAGCAGAGUCCCUCGGGACAGGCCAGCCUGGAGGGCAGCAGGGCCCUGAUCCAGCAGGCCUCCUGCCACUACGCCCUGGGAGAGUACAGGGUGGCCUGUGAGAAGCUUCUGGACGUGGUGGGCGGGCUGGUGCCCCCGACCCACGAGCCGGUCAAGACCCCGGAGGAGCAGGGCAAGGCCAAGAACAAACCCAGAAAAGGAAGCGACCUGCGACUGCUGCCCUGCACCAGCAAGGCCAUCCUGCCCUUCUGCCUGCAGCUGAUGUUCGCCUGCUUCAAGCUCCGUGUGUUCACAGACAGCCGUGACGACCUGUCGCUGGGCCACGUGGUGGUUCUGCUGCAGCACGACUGGCCCCAGGGCGAGAGCCUGUUCCUCAAGGCGCUGGACAAGAUCAUCCAGCAGGCCAGCUUCCAGUACGAGAACUUCUUCAACUACGUCACCAACAUCGACAUGCUGGAGGAGUUUGCCUACCUGCGCACUCCGGAAGGGGGGCGGAUCCAGCUGGAGCUGCUGCCCAAUCAGGGCAUACUAAUCAAGAACCCUAGUCCCGCCCUGGCUGGGGCGGAGUUAAAUACCCUCCUGCUACAAGGGGCCCAGACCAUAGACAGACACCACACGGUGACGAGAGGCAUCACCAAGGGGGUGAAGGAGGACUUCAGGCUGGCCAUGGAGCGGCAGGUGUCGCGCUGCGGAGAGAACCUUCUGGGGGUCCUCCACCGCUUCUGCCUCAACGAGAAGAUCAUGAUCAUCCAGUCUCUCCCGUGACCGCGGGGAACCACAAGAACUACGCUUCCCAGCAGGAGACGGUGGAUCACGUACGCCUGCUUUUUGGGGUCUGCAGCCCGGCCCCUAGAGACUGUGGUCGUUCCGGCGUAACAGAUAGAUGGCUGGAGUUGUCAUUGGAGACCGACGUGCUACACAGACACGUGCACGUACACUUAUAGGUAACAGACGCACACAAACAUUGAUCGUGGACUUUUCUUUCUUCAUGGAUCCCUGUUUGGAGAGUAAAUAUGUAUUUAAUAUCGUUUUUCUAUCGUAAAUAGGUCCGCUUUUUGGCUCUCUGGUCUUUCAAGAAGUUUGAAGUUAAGUUUCAUCAAACACAAUUAUUUUUAUAUGUGUGGCUCCUUUGCGAUUGUGAGGGUCAGAUAAUUGAUUCAACUAAUUCAAACACAUUCUUGGCACUGUUUAGUGUACGUGUAUUUUGUACGUUAUAUACUGUUAGUUGGUAUACAUGUUUCCAUUAAAAGUCAAAUGAUGAAUCUGGA